Messenger RNA from Blumeria graminis f. sp. triticale, 750 nucleotides. Lineage: Eukaryota; Fungi; Ascomycota; Leotiomycetes; Helotiales; Erysiphaceae. The record is from the annotation of a GenBank genome assembly.
AUGCCUUCCAUCGCUGAAGCGCAACCAUAUUCUACCCACUCACCCAAAAAUUGCCGGAAGCGUGGGCAUGAUGACCAAGAAUCAUUGGACUGUCCUAUGAUGUUUCAGGCCAGUUCUCGACACAUUAUACUGCCUUCGUCUCAAAUUGCCGAUAGAGUAAAGUCUGCUGGGGAAUCAUUCUAUGGCUCUGAGCUAGCCAUUGUGGGUAGCGAGAGGGGAAAUGAAAAGAAUCGUGGAAUGGAGAAACGACUGUUGUUAUUGAAGGCCAAAAGGAAUCACCAGUCUCCGGAAAAUCACAUCAAACGAUUUCGCUUUUCCCCAGCCUCUACUUAUCCAGACUUGACAUUGAUUCCAACUACCGUCGUUAACCAAGAACCGAGGCAUGAGGGAAAGAUGAUGGGACCAGACGCUAUCGUAAAUGAGUCAAAGGAUUGCCUCGAAAUUGGUGCAUGUCACAUCUGUCGGCGUAAGCCGACAGAUAAAAAUGAACUGCAGUUCUAUGUCGAUUGUGAGCGCUGCCAAGAAAGGACCUGUUGGAUCUGUAUCCGUCAAUGUGACGGUAUAGGAUACCACCAUAGAGACCAUACGACCGAAAGCCCUCUUCAGCUUGUUUUAUUGCCAUCCAAAACAUGCGGAGUAGAAAGCUUCUCCAGACAUGAUUCAGUAAUAUGUAGUCGUUGCUGCGUUGAGAAGGGGGCGGAGGGAGAAGUAUGGUGUUUUGGCUGUCUUGAAGCUCAAAAUUACAGGUAG